Molecule: messenger RNA, 5198 nt
Organism: Vespula vulgaris
Lineage: Eukaryota; Metazoa; Arthropoda; Insecta; Hymenoptera; Vespidae
Product: sodium/potassium-transporting ATPase subunit beta-2
Exons: 5
Coding region: 270-1220 (316 amino acids)
Biological process (GO): sodium ion export across plasma membrane; intracellular sodium ion homeostasis; intracellular potassium ion homeostasis
Cellular component (GO): sodium:potassium-exchanging ATPase complex
Molecular function (GO): ATPase activator activity
Source: RefSeq, a predicted model, not a curated record
AACCGCUCAAUAUUCAUCCCUUGGUGGCCGGACGAGAACGCUACUACUACUUCUUCUUCUUCUGCUGCUGCUGCUGCUGCUGCUUCUGCUUCGACCCUACUCGAAUCGACCGUUCCUCCCUUAGCGUUCUCUUUGCUUGUCGUUUAUUUCGGACACACAAAGAGACGCAGGAGGAACUAGGAUAGAAGUUAAAGACAGAGGGAGUGAAAAAGAGAGAGAGAGGGAAGAAUAAAAAAGACUUCCAAUAAUUCAUCUUUUGAUUUAACGAAAUGGAAGGCAAGAAGGUCGAACAGUAUUACAGUCCACCGCCAAAGCUCGGUAAAUGGGAAGGCUUCAGAGUCUUUCUAUGGAAUUCGGAAACAGGACAAUUUCUUGGACGAACCGGUGCAAGUUGGGCCAAGAUCCUUUUAUUCUACGUCCUUUUCUAUGCCGUACUGUGUGGUUUCUUCGCCGCCAUGUUGGCCGUCUUCUACCAGACGUUAGAUCCAAAGCAACCAAAAUGGCAAUUGAACAGUUCGUUGAUCGGUACCAACCCAGGAUUAGGUUUCAGGCCAAUGCCACCUGAGAGUAACGUCGAAAGUACUCUGAUCUGGUACAAAGCUAGCGACGAAGGUAACUUUCUUCAUUGGACCAAAGAAUUGGAUGCAUUUCUCGAAGAAUAUCACAAGUCUGGAACGUCUGGAGGCGAUACUGACCAACAAAGAGUCCGCUGUGAUUAUGGUAAACCUGCACCACCUGGUAAAGUUUGCGACGUUGAUAUGACCCAAUGGGGACAAUGUACGAAGGAGAAGAAAUAUGGUUUCAACAAAUCGGCACCCUGCAUCUUCCUCAAACUGAACAAGAUCUUUGGAUGGAUGCCAGAUUUUUAUAACGACACUAAAACUCUUCCACCUGGUAUGCCAACUGAUCUUCAAAAUCAUAUUAAAAAGGAAGAAAGUAGUCAAAGACUAGACACUGUCUGGGUAUCUUGUGCCGGAGAAAAUAGUGCUGAUAUUGAAAAUAUGGGUCCUAUUCAGUAUAUACCACGUCGUGGAUUUCCUGGAUAUUAUUUCCCAUUCACAAAUACACCGGGUUAUCUAAGCCCACUCGUUGCUGUCUUCUUUGAAAAGCCUAAAUACGGUGUAUUAAUCAACAUCGAGUGCAAGGCCUGGGCGCACAAUAUAAUACACGACAGAUUUGAAAGGCGUGGAUCGGUACAUUUCGAAUUGAUGGUGGAUUAAAUCUCUAUUGGUCAUGGCCUCUAAGAAGACUAUUACCAACAGCGUCCAAUAGUGAGAGAGAGAGAGAAAAAGAGAGAGAGAUACAAAAGAAAAAAAUAGAGCGAGAGCGAGAGAGAGAGAGAGAAAGAAUGAGAAAGUGAGAGAGAACGAGAUAAAAGGCGAAAAAGUGAGAGAGAGAGAGAGGGAGAGAGAGAAAAAGAGAGAAAAUAGAAUAAGUAUUUAAUUUUAAAUCGAUUUCAUCGGCCCGUUUUACAAUACUAAACACGCAUCCUCUUUUCCUAUAUUUUAUUGUUUUAGAUCUUCUAAACGAGCCUCCUACCACCGUCCACAAAACUAAUCCCUGUUUCUCCUCGUUACACUGUCAUUGUGCCAUAUUCGUUGUUAUCUCUCACCGCCUAGUUACUUAUCACCGCCACCAUCUAUUUAUCUCACCAUCGUGUUCACGAAGGAUUCUAUCUCUUAAUAAUUCCAUCCUCUCUGUUUACGUGUAGAUCUAUCGGAUCGUUUCUUUACAAAAGAGAUCAAAGAAACGUUGCGAAAGAGGAAAAACGUUAUCAGAGAAUCUAUCAUCGCUCUAAAAACUGGAAUGCACAAAGAAAAAAGUAAGAAAGAUUAAAAAAAAAAACCCAAAAAAAUAUCAAAAUAAAAAAAAAGACAAAGCAAAAGAUCUCGCAGCGUUAUUCCUUUAUUAUUAAAAAAGAAAAGGACAGAAAAAAAAAAGAGAGAACAAAAAAUUGACGAAGGGGUGUCCCUUUUUAUGUAUUGAAAAGAAACCAAUUUUUUAUCGUAUUAUUAUUAUUAUUGUUAUUAUUAUUAUUUUUGAUUUGAUUUGUGGAAAAUUUGGAUUGGUUUUUUCUUCGUGAAUCAACACGUACAAAGGUAGACCUCGCGUUUAAAAAUUCACACGUUAAUGGCCAAAUAUGAUUCAACACUGUCUCAUUUGCUAUCUCUAUAUUAUUGCAACAAAAACAAAAAAAAAGCUCCAACGAUCUGCUCCGUUUUUAAAGCUUGCGAAUCGAAUCGAAUUGAUAUGUAUAUAUACAUAUAUAUAUAUACACACAAACAUAUAUAUAUCUGUGUAUAAUAACGUGGCUACCUGUUGAGAUAUUAAAGAGACAUUAUUAAAUCGAGCGAAGAUGUCCUGAAAAGUUGUGUCUCUCCAUGUGUUAAAAAAACAUUUAUAAAUAUUAUCUAUAUAUAUCUAUAUAUAUAUAUAUGUAUAUAUAUAUAUACACAAACACACAUACAUAUAUGUAUAUAAAUAUAUAUGUUCUUUGUUAUAUCGCGUUAAUUGUAUAGUUGUUAUCAAUCUGGCACUACUCUUAUCAUGCUAAAUAUAUAUAUGUAUAUAUAUUUAUAUAUAUAUAUAUACAUAUAUACAUAUAUAUCAAAGGAUAAUUUAUUAGAGAGCCAAAUGACAGUGAGAACGAAAGAAAUAAAAAAUGACACUUUCGAAUGUCUCAAUCUUUUUGUGGAUCCAACUUCAAUGAAAAAAAUUCUCUUCUCUUUUUCGUCAUUAAAAUGUCACGCGUGCGUUCAAAUAAUACAACAACAAUAACAAUAACAACAAUAAUAUAUUAGAGGAAUAGCGAUGUGAUCUGAUAAUAUACGGAGUACAUUAACUUUCACUUGAGAUUAUAUUGCGUAUCACAUAAAAAAAAAAAAAACUAUCUAUAUUGUUAGAGUCUCUAUGCAAAUGAUAUAAAAGAAAAAGAAAAAUAGGAAAAAGAAAAAAAAUGAAAAAAUCUUAGGGAUUGUGUGAAUCGUAGAAAAAAUUCGUAUUAUUAAAUUAAUAUCCGCUUAAGAGAAAGAGAGAGAAAGAGAGAGAGAGAGAGAGAGAGAGAGAGAGAGAGAGAGAGAGAGAGAGAGAGGAUAUCUUCGUUCGUUCCCUAAUAUCCAAGGACCGAAUAUGCGAAGAUCGAUAAAAGAAAAAAGAAAAAAAUUAAUAAAAAAAAAAAAUAAAAUAAAAUAAAAUAAAAUACAAAACAAAUGAUUUCAACCGCUCGAUCGCAAGCUGAUAUAUAAAUAAGAUGUAUUCCUAUAAAUCUCAUAAAUAUUUAUAAAAAUUGUUUUAUGAUACUUAACGUACGAACAUAUAGUUAAGAAACGUUUCUCCUUCGUGUGUCUUUGUAGUUGAUAAUAAUUAGAAGAGGGAAAAGUGGGAAAAGAUUUAAAAAAAAAAGAUAUAUAAAGAAGAAAAAAGCGUGUGUGUGUGUGAGAGAAAGAGAGAGAGAGAGAGAGAGAAAGAGAAAGAGAUGAAUAAUACUUCGUUGUCCCGAAAGAAAUUCGUUUGUUCAUUUCGAACGAACAGAUCCACAUUAUUAUAUUAUAUCUCACUCUCGGCUUAUUUUUAAUCAGAUCUUUAUCUCGCUUUUUAUGUAAAUCUCUGUUACGAACGCGUCCUGAUCUCGAUUCUGAGGUGAGAGUCGUGAUUCUAUUUAAUUAGAAUCACACCAACGACCGACGAGAAUCGAGAGAGACCGCAUAUUAUUGUAUUAUACAAAGAAAAAGAGAGAAAGAGAAAGAAAAAGAGAAAGAGAAAGAAAAAGAGAAAGAGAGAGGAUGGGCCAAAAGUACUUAGAGAUGGGCCAAAAACGUCUAAGUAAUUUUUAAAAUCAAAAUAUUCUUUUUCAAGACUCUUUGGGCUUGUGGUUGAACUUAUAGUUUUACAAGUUAAAUAAUCUGUUGUUUUACAAUUUGAGAAAAGAUAAAAGUUUAGCCUGAAAGGUCUCGAGAAAGAGUAAUUGAUUUCUUUUUUCUUUUUUUUAUUCUUUUCUUUUUCUUUUUUUUUCCUAACGACCUAAGAACUUUUGGCCCACUCGAAAGCUUUCGACCCAUUCCCGAUCCUGUAAAUUUUUGUCGUCUUUUCCGAAUAUUUGUAAGAUCGAUUCGAGACCGAGAACUUGAUUGAUUGGCCGUAAGCCUAUAAUCGUAAUAAAUAUCGAGAAGGAAUAAAAAAAAAGUAAAUUAAUAAUAAUAGGAAGAGGAAGAGGAAGAAGAAGAAAAAGAAGAUAGAAAGAAGAAGAGUUUGAACGUUAAACGUAUGCUGCCAUAUGCGAAAAAAAUAAACAAAGAUCAAACACACAUACAAUCGACAAUUGUUUUGUUAUAUACAUACACACACAUACACACAUACACAUAUAUUAGUCUAUUUAACAUACAACGUUAAGAAUUAUCUUCUGUGAUUUUGAAGCAGUAUCAGUUUGGAAUAAGAAAAGCGCUUCGAACGGAAGUUAAUUAUAGUCGACAAUGAUAAAUAUAUGUUAUCAGAAGGAAAACAAACAAUUCUAAUUAUUAAAUUAGACAUAUGUGUGUGCCGAUCGGAAGUGAUAUUAUUAUCGAUUCUUAGCUAUUAAUAUUUCAAUUGUGAUUUUUUAAUAUAUGAGAGAUAAUUAGAGAUAAUCAUGGACACUCGAUCUUAAAUGAUUUUGUUUAAAAAUACAAACAGAUACAACAUACGUACAUUCAUAAAUAUAUAUGUACAUAUAUAUAUAUAAUUGGCUUAUUCGGUGUCCAUUUUUAAGUAAAUAUUAAUAUUUCUUCCAUCCAAAUGGGACUCACAUACUCGUUUCCGAAAAUAAUCGAGUUUUUAAAGGGCAACGAAGAAGAAGGGUACAACAAUGCACGAAACUUUUUCGUUUUAUAAUUCCAAUAUUUACUAUCGUUUGAACCAAUCGAUCUCCUGCGAGACACGUGUUCUUUUAUUAUGCAGUAAUAAGGAUAACUUAAUCACGCACGCGCGCGCGUGCGCGCGCACGCGCUUAUCGAGAGAAUAUAUUUAAUAAUAGUUCAGCUUAUAUCGGCGCAAAUGUGAGAAAAAAAAAAGUGUCAAGGAAAACUAGUAAAAAGAAGAAAAAAGAAAAAGAAAAAGAAAGAAAAAAAAACUCAAAUGUUAGGAUUAUAAUAAUAAUGUACUUAAGAUUAAAAAAAAAAAAAAGGAAAAAAAAUAAUAAAAGGAAUUAAAAUAAAAAUAAAAAA